Molecule: messenger RNA, 798 nt
Organism: Camelina sativa (false flax)
Lineage: Eukaryota; Viridiplantae; Streptophyta; Magnoliopsida; Brassicales; Brassicaceae
Product: large ribosomal subunit protein uL5z
Biological process (GO): translation
Cellular component (GO): ribosome
Molecular function (GO): structural constituent of ribosome
Source: RefSeq, a predicted model, not a curated record
ACUAUUAGAUAGAUCUAGGGUUUAUAUAUAUUUUGCCGCUUCUUCUGCGUUUCCUCUUUUCCGAUUCGUGUUUUCCCGUCGGCCGGAGAGUUAUCGCAACCCUAAUCCGAAAUGGCGUCGGAGAAGAAGCUAUCGAACCCAAUGAGGGACAUUAAAGUGCAGAAGCUGGUUCUCAACAUCUCCGUCGGUGAGAGUGGAGAUCGUCUCACCAGAGCCUCCAAGGUGUUGGAACAAUUGAGUGGUCAGACUCCUGUCUUCUCCAAAGCUCGAUACACUGUUCGUUCUUUUGGUAUCAGACGUAAUGAGAAGAUUGCUUGCUACGUCACUGUCAGGGGAGAGAAGGCAAUGCAGCUUCUCGAGAGUGGACUGAAAGUUAAAGAAUACGAACUCUUGAGAAGGAACUUUAGCGACACUGGUUGCUUUGGUUUUGGUAUUCAGGAGCACAUUGAUUUGGGUAUCAAGUAUGAUCCAUCUACUGGAAUCUACGGUAUGGACUUCUAUGUUGUUCUUGAGCGACCUGGUUACCGUGUGGCACGUCGCAGAAGAUGCAAGGCUCGUGUUGGAAUUCAGCAUAGAGUGACAAAAGAUGAUGCCAUGAAAUGGUUCCAGGUGAAAUACGAAGGAGUCAUUCUCAACAAGUCUCAGAACAUUACCGGUUAAAACAGAUAUGUCAAACAAAGGGAUCUAUGAUCUGUUUUUCUUUCCCCUCAAUUCGAAUCAGUAUUUUCUCAGUUUUGUUUUGUUUCUCUGAUCUUCAUACACUUGAAUUUUCCUUAUAUAGAUAUUUGCCUAUCUUUA